Messenger RNA from Cavia porcellus (domestic guinea pig), 1007 nucleotides. It is a transcript of the gene Rbp4, whose product is annotated as retinol binding protein 4. NCBI's taxonomy places the organism in Eukaryota, Metazoa, Chordata, Mammalia, Rodentia, Caviidae. Gene Ontology annotation, molecular function: retinol binding; retinol transmembrane transporter activity. The record is from RefSeq and is a predicted model, not a curated record. The coding region runs from base 152 to 757 and encodes 201 amino acids. The transcript is spliced from 6 exons. Gene Ontology annotation, biological process: retinol transport.
GCGGUUACGAAAGCGCGACCCCCGCCCCGGAGCUAUAAAGCGCGGGCCGGCCGGCGGGCGGGCGCUCGCCUCGCUGCUUCUCGCGCGCCCGGACGCGGACGCGGACGCGGCGGCCCGGCUAGCGCGUCUCCGUGGGCGGACUCCCGGCGACAUGCGGUGGGUGUGGGCGCUCGUGCUGCUGGCGGCCGCGGGCGGCGGGCGCGCGGAGCGCGACUGCAGGGUGAGCAGCUUCCGAGUCAAGGAGAACUUCGACAAGGCUCGGUUCGCCGGCACCUGGUACGCUAUAGCCAAGAAGGACCCCGAGGGUCUCUUUCUGCAAGACAACAUCGUCGCAGAGUUCUCGGUGGACGAGAAAGGCCACAUGAGCGCCACGGCCCUUGGCCGAGUGCGGCUGCUGAGUAACUGGGAGGUGUGCGCAGACAUGGUGGGCACCUUCACAGACACCGAAGACCCGGCCAAGUUCAAGAUGAAGUACUGGGGCGUAGCCUCCUUCCUGCAGAAAGGAAAUGAUGACCACUGGAUCAUCGACACGGAUUAUGACACAUUUGCUCUGCAGUACUCCUGCCGCCUGCUCAAUCUCGAUGGCACCUGUGCAGACAGCUACUCCUUUGUGUUCUCCCGUGACCCUAACGGCCUGACCCCGGAAGCUCGGAAGCUGGUGCGCCAGCGGCAGGAGGAGCUGUGCCUGGACAGGCAGUACCGGAGGAUCGAACACAAUGGAUACUGUCAAAGCACAUCAGGAAGAAACUUUUUGUAGCACCAUCAAGCAUGUAAAGUUUCAUUAGAAAAACUUCCACCUAACUCUCAGUCUUCAUCUCUAUUUAUCUCAAGAAUUUAGUGCCCCACCCCCGCUCCAGGUGAACAUAAAACCCUCAGUACACAUUAAAUGUAUGUGGGAAGCAGAGAAUCUGUUCACAUCAAAGGUGUGAUUUCUGAAGUUUUCAGAGAGAUCAUUUGAGGGUUGGAAUUCCAAACUUUGAUUUAUUAAAAUAUACUCACCAGCUUUC